Messenger RNA from Closterium sp. Naga37s-1, 912 nucleotides. Lineage: Eukaryota; Viridiplantae; Streptophyta; Zygnematophyceae; Desmidiales; Closteriaceae. The record is from the annotation of a GenBank genome assembly.
AUGCCCCUAGCCCUGCCUGAAGGUUUGCCUGAAGGGUUGCCUGAAGGGUUGCAUGAAGGCUUGCCUGAAGGGUUGCAUGAAGGGUUGCCCGAGCAUGUGAAGGUGGAGUGGCGGCCGCGCACGAGAACCCGAUGCGACGCCGGGGCGAUUGCAAGAGGCGUGAUCAAGCCGCGCAGCAUGAAGGAGAGGCGAAGGCGAGACAAGAUCAGCAAUGGGCUGGGCCACCUGGGGCAAGCACCUCGCCGUGCUGCCAGUGACACACAUCCCAUGGUUCCUUCCACACCCUUCCUUUUCCCCUCUCCUUUUCCCUCCUCUCUUUCUGCUGCGUUUCCCCAUUUCCACUCCCCUUUCCCCCACCCCCUUCCCUGCUUGCACGACCAGCAAUGGGCUGGGCCAACUGAGCCUAGCAUUUCCUGCCGUGCGGCUAGUGUCACACAUUCCAUGGUUCCAUCGCCCCUCCUUUCUCGCCCCUCCUUUCCCCCCUUCCUUCCCCACCUCUCCUUUUCACUCGUGCCUUUUCUCCCCACCUUUUCCCAAACCCCCGCCACCCCCGCCCCCUUCACGACCAGCGAUGGGUUGCGGCAGCUGAGGCAAGCACUCCCCGCCAUGCUGCUGGGGCCACGGCAGGACAUGGCGUCGAUGAUUGAAGCAGCCAUCCACCACAUUGGCAAUCUCGAGUCCCGCAUCCAGGAAAUAGAGGCAGACGAGGAUGGGGAUAGAGGGGAAAGAGGGUCCCAGAAGAAGGAAACUGUGAGUGGACGUGAGACGCCUGGGAGUGGGCUUCGGGAUGUGAAGGCGGAGGAAAUGGAAGGGGAAAUGGUAGAAGACAUGGAAGACAGCUCUGAAAAUGAGGAAGAUGCAGACAAUGAUGAUGACCACGAUUCACGCAUCGACAUGUAUCUCAAAGACUGA